AUGUUACUGAGUCAGGAGACCAGGAGGCAGCACCUGCAUUCGGACAUCAACGCCGGGAAGCACAACUACUGCAGAAAUCUUCACUACAGACGUCGUCCGUGGUGUUAUGUUUGGAAAAACCUGCAACUGGUGUGGGAAUACUGCGAUAUGCCGCUUUGCAAUUUCAAGCCACCUCCACCUGCGGCUCCACCUGUGGCUCCACCUGCGGCUCCACCUGUCCCCACCCAGCCAGAGCACGUUGCAGAGAUGACGACAUGUGGCCAGCGCACCAGAAGAAAGCAGCUGAAGAUCGUUGGCGGAACAGUUGCCACUGUGGAAUCCCACCCGUGGAUCGCUGCCAUAUUUUGGCGCCCUAAAUCCAGAGAGAAAGUUUUCCGCUGCGGGGGCAGUCUGAUCUCCGCCUGCUGGGUCCUCACAGCCGCCCACUGCUUCCCCGACGGAAAUAACACCAAAGCAGAGCGCUUCACCGUCACCCUGGGGAAAAACGCCCUGAACGAGAGCAACCCGAGCGUGGAGCAAAAGUUCAGGGUGGAAAAAAUCUUCAUCCACGAAGGGUUUGAUAACACCGAGGGGAACUUCAACAACGAUAUUGCUCUGGUGAAGCUGAAGACCAAACUUGGUAAAUGUGCUAAGGAGAGCAGCACUGUGAGGACGGUCUGCCUGCCGCCACCUCAGCAGAGCCUGCAGCCAGGAUUCACCUGUGACAUUGCCGGAUACGGGAAAGAAAGUCACGCUUUGUGGUACAGGUCUCAAUACCUAAAAGAGGCUCAGGUGAACCUCCUCGCCGACAGCGUGUGCCGAGGGAAGGAUUAUUACGAUGACAUGAUUACUGAUAACAUGUUUUGUGCCGCUCGUCCCGACUGGAGUCAGGAUGCCUGCGAGGUAUUUGCACACGUCUGGUCUCGACUUUGA
Messenger RNA from Neolamprologus brichardi, 912 nucleotides. Lineage: Eukaryota; Metazoa; Chordata; Actinopteri; Cichliformes; Cichlidae. The record is from RefSeq and is a predicted model, not a curated record.